Molecule: messenger RNA, 381 nt
Organism: Didymodactylos carnosus
Lineage: Eukaryota; Metazoa; Rotifera; Eurotatoria; Philodinida; Philodinidae
Source: the annotation of a GenBank genome assembly
AUGCCGGCUGCUUCGGAUGAAGACGAAGAAUUCGAAACAUUUGAAAAUGGCGGUGCAAGCAAUGAUUAUAAUAUUGACUUUUUUGAUGCUUCCGUGGCCGAACUUGCCGAACUAUUGAAAGAAACUGAACAAGAUGGUUUUGCCAUUGGUUUACAAGAUACAUUAUCUAAAAUAUUUGCUGAUCAAUCAAUAUUCAAUUUAGCUUAUUGCCAUGAUAUUUUAUUACGUUUUGUUCAACAACCAGAAACGAUGAAGCCAAAAUCAAGUGAUAAUUUAUCUCUGGUAACAUCACUUAUGAAAGAUUUAGAAAUUGUGGGCAUGACAAAUCAAGAUGCACGAGAAUUACAAAUAAUAUUAAGAAAUCCACACAUGCGGGUAUGA